AUGAACUACCCAAGCUUCACAUAUAGGAAUGCACUCAAAUACGCUAUAUUCCUGUCGUUUAAUAUAAUUAGUACUGGGCAGACGCGUUUCACCAAAACCAUGUUUUACGAUCAAUACGUCCUGACCAAAAAGAAAGGAGGAAUGGGUGUUGUUUGGCUCGCAGCUACUCUGGGGUCAAAACACUCUCUCCGGAAACUUCACAAAAAGGAUAUAAUGUCCGUUAAUAUCGAUGAAGCUUGUGAAUUUGUCGCGUAUUCUCCUGAACCGCUAGCUUUACGUCUUAGUAGUAACUUAAUGAUUGGUGUUGCACGCGUUUAUGCCCAUCAAUAUUCUUUUUUUCAAUCCCAGGUUUCUUCGCUACAUUCGAGAUUGCGCAAAGAACUUGAUAACAUUACUGGCAAGCUUCCUAAAAAUAUUGACGCGCGUGUAGAAAAAGUAAACAACGACAAUCUUAUGCUCGCUGAUGACCCAGCCUUCGUACCUGAAUUGACAUUGUCGAACGGUUUUAGUCUUCCUCCUUUGGACCUUAACCUAUCCUUAAGCAAUGAUACUGUUUCAUUUGAUCAAGCAAACUUGACAUCGUUGCAAACGCUACCGGAAGCUUCAAACACCUUUGGUAACGCAACUCAAUCCUUUAGCCUUCAAAACCAUGCUCCUGUAUCGAGAUUUGAUUAUGAAGCAUCAAACAAUCUUUUUCCAGAUGAGAUUUUGGACUUUGAAUUUGAUGAAAAUGGUGAGGUUCAUGAAAUUGCGACACAGGAUAAAAUGCCACAGCUUAGCCCUGCUAAUUCUCAAGACGAAGAAGAACAUUUCGAUGCUCAAUCCCCUGUUGAAAUGAGAGAUGAAGAGCAAGAAUCUAGAAUUCGUAUUUAUGAAUUGGAUGAUGAUGUCUUGCCUCUUCCGGUUCCCUUGGAAUCUGUAGUAGACCCUAACAUUGAUAUGCAACCUCAAGAAGAGCCCGUUAAACGUAGAAAAAUUCAAAAAGUCGAACCUGAUGAAUCUAUUGAGUUGAGCACGAAAACCCUUUCCCAGUGGAGGUCGACGUAUGUUGACAGAAUGAAGGCCAUUGAAACAGCCAAACAUGUGCGACGAAAAGGAACCUCAGCUGAAAAGAAAAAACAGGUUAAAAAAUUGUACCAAUGGGAAUCAUUUCAUCCAAUAAUUCAAGAAUGGAUUGGUAAGCUUCAGCCUGAACCAGUUGCGAAACAACCGGAAAACGAUGAUGUUGAGUUACCAAUGCCUAACUUGGAAAAUUCGGAUAUUGAAAUGGGCCGUGAUGCUCAAGGGUCUUUGGAAUUAAAUAUGCCUUGGAAUACUUCCUCUCGUUCAAACAGUCUAUUAAACUCUUCUAAAAGUCAUUAUCAAAAUGGUAGUGAACAUUCAACUCCACUGCUUGAUACUCGCUAUGGUAAAAGACUCACACCGAGUCCGAUGAAUAACCGAUUGCAGUUCUUGCCUGCUUUGGAAUCCAGCCAGUAUCAUGAUCACUUAAACUCUGAAUUAUCUUUACAGCUUGAUGAAGAUUUUUCUCUCUACAAAAAUACUCAAGAAGAGAACAUUGGAACAUUCUUGCAUAUGGAGCGAGAGUGCGCUAAUUUCUAUGAAUAUACAAAAACUGCCAUACUUGAAAACGGUGGAGAUAUGAACUUUUCAGAACUUUUACCUUGCACAUUGCAGCGUUCUGUGGCCGCGCAAGCUUUCAGUCAUCUUUUAGGUACGAUUCAUCGAUUGCAACACUUACUAACCAAUAAAGCUUUAAGUACAAAAUCUGCUAUCUCGGUCAAACAAGAAGCUCCGUAUCAUGAAAUCGUUGUUUCUUUAAACGCACUUUAA
Schizosaccharomyces osmophilus is the source of this 1833-nucleotide messenger RNA. It is a transcript of the gene rec8, whose product is annotated as meiotic cohesin complex kleisin subunit Rec8. The record is from RefSeq and is a predicted model, not a curated record. Lineage: Eukaryota; Fungi; Ascomycota; Schizosaccharomycetes; Schizosaccharomycetales; Schizosaccharomycetaceae. The coding region runs from base 1 to 1833 and encodes 610 amino acids. Gene Ontology annotation, cellular component: synaptonemal complex; cohesin complex. The transcript has 4 exons. Gene Ontology annotation, molecular function: chromatin binding; protein binding. Gene Ontology annotation, biological process: synaptonemal complex assembly; replication-born double-strand break repair via sister chromatid exchange; mitotic sister chromatid cohesion.